This is a messenger RNA of Gasterosteus aculeatus aculeatus (three-spined stickleback), 2914 nucleotides long. It is a transcript of the gene dtx1, whose product is annotated as deltex 1, E3 ubiquitin ligase. The record is from RefSeq and is a predicted model, not a curated record. Gene Ontology annotation, biological process: Notch signaling pathway; protein ubiquitination. Lineage: Eukaryota; Metazoa; Chordata; Actinopteri; Perciformes; Gasterosteidae. Gene Ontology annotation, molecular function: zinc ion binding.
CUGGAUAUUCGUGCGUAAUUUGCGUUCGCCAUGCGAUGCGUAUUGCCUCCUUAAAGGCAGAAAGCGCGCGCGUACAGCGGGAUGGUGCGCGCGCGGAAAACCGUGCAAGUGGGACAUGCAUACACUUUAACCCCGCAGACCAACAAGCUGCUGUAGUCCGUAGCAGAUCCACGGGCAAACGACGUCUCGCCUUUUCUGCAAUAGCAUCACUGGAGCUGUAGGAGGUGGGCUUCGAGGAUACGAACAAACGCACAAAUCCCUCGUUGCCAAGAGGCAGGUGCAUCUUUACAGAUUUUCACCUCGUCUUUCUGUUCCUCUUGUCACCUGAUUUUCGACCGCAGUCUGUGAUAUGCAGCCUCUACUUGACAGAUGUGUGGUACCAGCGCCACAUCUGCAGCCUACAGAGUGUGUCUCCUCUCUACCUGCUGCUGAUCUGCUGUGGUCUGCUCUGGAGCACUGAGGCUGCAAAACUCAUCGUCGUCAUCAUCUUCAUCUUCAACAUCUGUCUGCCACUUCAAACACGACGAGACGAGAGGACUCUGGCGGAUUUUGGGGCGAUCAAAGAGCAGCAGCGGUGACAAAGCACCUGUAGAAGAUGACUCCAGAAGCGCUGCUUGGCGUGAGAGCAGCACGAGAUAAUCGAAGAGUAUCUUAUUAAUCGCCGAUUCCAGCUUCUUCUCUUUCUGGUCUGGCCUCUGAUGAAACUGUUUCCAGUUGGCCGGUGGACUGGCAGCGUGGCAGCGCUGUUGUAGCCCUGCACAUAGCCAGCGGCUGAAGCGCAGACACCUGAAAGGAGAUGGCUCGUCCAGGAUCGGGGAUGCUGUUGCCCGUCAACGGGCUGGGUUACCCCCCCCAGAACCUGGCCAGGGUGGUGGUCUGGGAGUGGAUGAAUGAACACGGGCGCUGGAGGCCCUACAGUGCAGCGGUUUGCCACCAUAUCGAGAACGUGCUGAAGGGGGACGCCCGGGGGACUGUCGUGCUCGGGCAGGUGGAUGACCAGCUGUCUCCGUACGUCAUCGACCUGCAGUCCAUGCACCAGUUUCGACAGGACACAGGGACCAUGAGACCAGUGCAGAGGAACUUUUACGAGCCGUCGUCCGCUCCGGGGAAAGGCGUGGUGUGGGAGUGGGAGAACGACAGCGGCUCGUGGACGCCGUACGACAUGGAGAUCUGCGUGACCAUCCAGAACGCCUACGAGAAGCAGCACCCCUGGCUUGACCUGACGUCUCUGGGCUUCUGCUACCUCAUCGACUUCAACAGCAUGUGUCAAACCAACAGACAGAGCCAGCGCAAGCGCCGCCUGCGGAGGCGCAUGGACCUGGCCUUCCCGCUCAUCAUGGGCUCCAUCCCCAAGUCGCAGUCCUGGCCCGUGGGGGCCAGCUCCGGCCAGCCCUGCUCCUGCCAGCAGUGCAUCCUGGUGAACAGUACGAGAGCCGCCUCAAACGCCAUUCUGGCCUCCCAGCGGCGGAAGCUCUACGGGGGGACGGCGGGAAACCCGGGCGGCGCGGGGACGCUCGCCGCGGUACGACAGAGCAACACCUUUGCCGGAACGUCCCUCUGGGCGCCGGCGUCCGCCUCCUGCGGCCCCAACAACAUCAACAUGAGUGCGGGCGGUGGGCAAGGCAAAGCGGAACAGGUGCAGUUGCCGCUGUCCUCUGCCAACUUCCCCUGUUCCCCCAUAAUGGCAUCUCUUUCAGCCGCCCACGGCCACCACGCGCUCACCAUCAACGGACAGAACAACCUGAACCGGCCGGGCACCCAGCGCUUUUCCGUGGGCCCCGCCAGAGGAGCCGUCCCUCCGGGGGUUCCUGCCCUCCCAGUGAAGAACCUUACUGGAACUGGACCCGUGCACCCAGCGCUAGCAGGUAUGACAGGUAUCCUGAUGUGCGCUGCAGGUCUGCCGGUUUGCCUUACUCGGGCCCCCAAGCCCAUUCUGCACCCACCACCCAUCAACAAGAGCGACAUGAAGCCCGUGCAAGGGAUCAAUGGCAUGCGCCGCAAAACCAAGAAAAAGCACCUGAGGAGAGGCAAAAACCCGGAGGAUGUGGUUCGAAGAUACACAGAGAAGAUUAAAGUGGUACCAGACGAGGACUGUACCAUCUGCAUGGAGAGGCUGGUCAUGUCAUCAGGCUAUGAAGGCAUCCUGCAGCACAAAGGCAUCAAGCCAGAACUUGUGGGCAAACUUGGCAAGUGUGGGCACAUGUACCAUCUGCUGUGCCUGGUGGCCAUGUACAACAAUGGCAAUAAGGACGGCAGUCUCCAGUGUCCAACAUGUAAAACCAUCUACGGGGAGAAAACGGGCACGCAGCCUCCCGGGAAGAUGGAGUACCAUGUCAUCCCGCACUGCCUGCCCGGCUACCCCGACUCAAAGACCAUCCGCAUCGUCUACGACAUUCCUGCUGGGAUCCAGACCAACGAGCACCCGAACCCCGGGAAGAAGUUCAGCGCAAGAGGGUUCCCUCGUCACUGCUACCUCCCUGACAACGAGAAGGGCAGAAAGGUGCUGAAGCUGCUGAUCAUGGCCUGGGACAGACGCCUCAUCUUCACCAUCGGCACGUCCAGCACCACGAGCGAGUCGGACACUGUGGUGUGGAACGAGAUCCACCACAAGACAGAAUUCGGAUCCAAUCUGACCGGCCACGGCUACCCCGACUCCAACUACUUGGACAACGUCCUAACGGAGCUCUCCGCCCAGGGGGUCGGUCAGGACAACGUGUAGGGGGAACCCGACCCAUCGUGGACAGAACAGGACGCCUGCAUGACGGGCCUACAAGUAGCCGACAACUCUUUACUCCCCCCACAGACGGAAACAGCCUGCGGAGGUGGUGGCACACGAGGAGCAGAAGCAAAUGAAAUGACGUGGUUAUGGUCAAUAUUUUGUUUUGUAUAACAUAAGGCACCCCCCCCCCCCCCC